Molecule: messenger RNA, 1125 nt
Organism: Carlito syrichta (Philippine tarsier)
Lineage: Eukaryota; Metazoa; Chordata; Mammalia; Primates; Tarsiidae
Gene: WDR54
Product: WD repeat domain 54
Exons: 10
Coding region: 20-1069 (349 amino acids)
Biological process (GO): cilium assembly; cilium-dependent cell motility; sperm axoneme assembly
Molecular function (GO): protein binding
Source: RefSeq, a predicted model, not a curated record
GCGUACGUGCGUCGUCUCUAUGGUGGCGGCGGAUUCGGAGGGGCCGAAGGAACCCGGGGUCAGAAUGUUCCACCGGGAGCGCUCCAUCCCCCUUCGAGGCUCGGCCGCCGCCUUGUGCAAUAACCUCAGCGUGCUGCAGCUGCCGGCCCGCAGCCUCACACAUUUCGGGGUGGUUCAUGGACCAAGCACCCAGCUUCUCAGCGCUGACCCCGAGGGUGUGCCUUUGGCCCAGCGCCAGCUCCAAUCCAAGGAGAGCACUAGAGUGAGCCCCCCACUUAUCACUCAGGUCCACUGGUGUGUCCUCCCUUUCCGAAUACUGCUGGUCCUCACCUCAAAUCUAGGAAUACAGAUGUACGAGUCUGAUGGCUCCUUUAUGGUCUUUUGUCAUGCACUGGACUCUGGAGAUGCCUCUCCAGCACAGGCUGUGUUUGCCCGAGGAAUUGCUGCCAGUGGCCACUUCAUCUGUGUAGGAACAUGGUCAGGACGGGUGCUGGUGUUUGACAUCCCAGCCAAGGGUCCCAAUAUUGUGCUGAGCAAGGAGCUAGCUGGGCACCAGACACCAAUCACAGACAUUGCCAGCGAGCCUGCCCAGGGACAGGAUUGUGUGGCUGACAUGGUGACAGCAGAUGACUCAGGCUUGCUGUGUGUCUGGCGGUCAGGACCAGAAUUCACAUUAUUGACCCGCAUUCCAGGAUUCGGAGUCCCAUGCCCCUCCGUGCAGCUGUGGCAAGGGAUCAUAGCAGCAGGCUACGGGAAUGGGCAACUGCAUCUAUAUGAGGCUGCUACGGGAACUCUGCACGUCCAGAUCAAUGCCCAUGCUCGGGCCAUCUGCGCCCUGGACCUAGCUCCUGAGGUGGGCAAGCUACUCUCUGCAGCUGAGGACACCUUUGUACACAUCUGGAAGCUGAGUAGAAAUCCAGAGAAUGGCUACAUUGAGGUGGAACACUGUCAUGGUGAGUGUGUAACCGACACCCAGGUGUGUGGUGCUCGAUUCUGUGACCUCUCAGGCAGUUCCUUUGCUGUGACUGGCUAUGACCUUGCUGAGAUCCUGAGAUUCAGCAGCAUGUGAGAGAAGAGCGGCCUUCCUUUCUCCCUACAGUAUUUAUAAAGUACCCCCUCCACCCA